GAGAGAAAGAGAGAGAGAGACUGAGCGAGGAAGAGAAAGAGACAGAUAUCAGGUGCAGGACAGGGGACUGGUCCUUGGCAAUGCUUUGGCUGGGGAUCCUGAAGUGGGAGGAGAAAGCAGAGGGCACGGAUAUGCCGAGUGGGAUUCUGAGUAUGAAACUGUCAGGUGCCUCCUCCCAGCACUAUCUGCUCCCGAGCACCCUCCCUCUUACUAGAGCCUCGCCGCACUUUAUCAGCCAGAGCCUUCUGCCCCUGGGAAGCCAGCCGGCGCCUUUAAAGAAAACUGAGCACCUCCCACCACUUCGAACCCAAAACUAUCUACAAUAAAGACUAUUGAGCCGGAGGAAGAGGUAAGCAUGGAGGACAGCCCCACUAUGGUUAAAAUGGACCAGGGUGAAAAUCAGGUUUUACCAAGUCCAAGAAGAAGGUAUCUCCCCAAGGCACUUGGCUACAUCACUGGUGAUAUGAAAGAAUUCGCGAGCUGGCUUAAAGACAAACCACAGGUGCUCCAGUUUGUUGACUGGGUCCUUCGGGGCAUAUCCCAAGUGGUGUUUGUCAGCAACCCCAUCAGUGGAAUCUUGAUUCUGGUGGGACUCCUGGUCCAGAAUCCCUGGUGGGCUCUUAAUGGCUGUGUGGGAACGGUGGUCUCCACUCUGACGGCCCUAUUGCUUGCUCAGGACAGGUCGGCAAUAGCCACAGGACUCCAAGGCUACAAUGCCACGCUGCUGGGAAUCCUCAUGGCUGUCUUUUCAGACAAGGGCAACUAUUUCUGGUGGCUAUUACUCCCGGUGUCGGCUAUGUCCAUGACUUGUCCAAUUUUCUCAAGCGCGUUGAACUCCUUGUUCUGCAAAUGGGAUCUCCCAGUCUUCACUCUGCCCUUCAACAUGGCGUUGUCGAUGUACCUAUCGGCCACAGGACAUUACAAUCCAUUCUUCCCAGGCAAAUUGUUCAAACCUGUAACCGCGGUUCCCAAUGUCACCUGGCCUGAGCUCAAUGCCCUGCAGUUAUUGAAAUCGUUGCCCGUGGGUGUGGGCCAGAUCUAUGGCUGUGAUAACCCGUGGACGGGGGGCAUUUUCCUGUUCGCCCUUCUGCUCUCCUCCCCAAUCAUGUGCCUGCACGCAGCCAUCGGAUCGCUGCUGGGGAUAGCGGCAGGACUCAGCGUUUCAGAGCCGUUUGAGAACAUCUACCUUGGACUCUGGGGUUUCAACAGCUCUCUGGCCUGCAUUGCAAUCGGAGGAAUGUUCUUGGCUCUCACCUGGCAAACCCACAUCCUAGCUCUUGCCUGUGCUCUGUUCACUGCCUACCUUGGAGUCAGCCUGUCCCACAUGAUGGCUGUGGUGGGGCUGCCAGCUUGCACCUGGCCCUUCUGUUUGGCCACACUCCUCUUCCUCUUGCUGACCACGAAAAAUGACAACAUCUACAGGAUGCCCCUCAGCAAAGUCACUUAUCCUGAAGAAAACCGCAUCUUCUACCUCCAGGCCAAGAAGAAAAGGAUGGUUGAAAGCCCUUUGUGAGCGCAACCCCCACCCACAGCCAAGGGCCCAAGAGGGGACUGACAUGGCUGACUGCCCCACGUGACUCCCAGGGUCUCGGCAAACUGCUGUUUUUCACUAGCAACAACAUUCACACUAACCCAUUGGCAAUCUGCUCUUAGGCUCAUUUUUGUGGCUUUCUUUUAGACUCCAGGAACAUCCCCAAACAUGUGAGAGACACGUCCAGAUGGUCUGCCUUGGUUGGGGCAUGGGUGUUAGACAUACACUCUACUUAUAAAGUCAAAUGCUCCAGCAGAAAGAAGACGUGAGACCAGAGCUCACUCUUUCUCGAUAUUCGUGGUGUUUGUGGGCUGCAUGAUACUGACAGUAUUAAAAAUUAAGCUCUACAAACCAACGAAGCUUUCAAAGAAUGGAAUUGGUGGUCACAAAUCAAAGUCAACCCAGAAUUCUCCGAUAAGCAGUUUGACUUGUUUAAAAUCAAUACAAGUUCCAUGGGACAGCUGUGGCGCCCACAGCGGGUUCUCCAGCUCCUGGGCAGAAGGGCCUGGAUGCGGCCCGAUGUGUGUGAGGCAUUCUACAGGAGAUGGUUGAUUCUUUCCAGGCUGACACACUGUGUGGGAGGGAGAAAGGGAUUUUAUCAGUCAGAAUGACUCUGUAGUGUUAUUUUUCUUAGACAUCGCAAAAGACAUUUUAGAUAAAGUAUAUGAUCUUUUUCUUAGGAGAGUGGAUUUGUUUCAAUGAGGUAAAAUAGGAGAAGUUCCUGGUUUUACCAGCUGCUGGUUAUUAAAGAAAAGUUACAUUUUUUAAUAAAAUACUCAGCAUAGCUCUUUUUACUUUAAUCCCCAAGUUGAUUCUGUAAAUGCCAGGAAUGCCUAGAACCAAGUCAUCAACCUCCAGGGCCCUUUAAAACCACAUUUGGAAUUCAUCUGAGGAUGUCUUCUACCUUAUAAAGACUGAAAAUGAAGGUCGAAUUGUUUCUGGGUGCUCAGAAGUUGUUGAGUUUCUUACUUUAAAAAACAAAUUCAUUAUUUUCUGCACACUCACAAUAUUCUCACUCAGAAACCUGACAAGACGUACCAGUAAAGGGUUCUCCUGUUUUUCUUUGCUUUAAUUAUAAAGUUAUCAGUCCUAUAAACAUUCUGUACCUGAAUAUGUUGAGGACGCCGUGGAAAGUUUGCUCACUACCUUCUAGUUCAGUCUGUAUCAAUUCAGUAUUUUGGGGGAUUCAAAAAGAGAAACCGUAGAAGCCUAAAGGAUUUUUCUCCUUGGAGUUUGCCAGGCUCAAUGCAAAACACACAGUUUGAUGCGUGAAAAAACAGAAGGGAAGGAAACCUACAAAUAUCUUGGGAAGAAGUCCACAUCUUCCUUUUCUCGGGGAACACAAACAUUGCUCCACUUUAACAACCCUGCAACAAAAGCCCUUUGAAGCCCUGAAUUUGCAACUCUCACAGAGUCAUGUGCAUGCCUGUGGAAAAACUAAAUUUUUAAUUGUUCAGAUGGACAUCACCCUUGUUAGGGAAUUUGUGAAAUAAGUUUGGGGGGUAGGGAGGGACACAAAAAAGCAAGCAGAACCAAAGAUAACCACGAGUGAAGAACCUGGGCCAUGGUUGAGCGACCCAGAGCCACUAACAUGUCUUCAGGCCCAUCUUCACAAGGAGAUCAGGAGUGUUCUCUGUGCCUUCUCCUGGUGCGCUCACACAGGCGUGUAAAUGGGAACAUUCUAAAGCCUUGUACAUUGUCUAAUUUAAAUGGUAUUAAUUUUCUCAGGCUAUUUUUGUUACUAAGUAUUAUCCUGAAAUAAAGUGAGCAUUUUGUUAGUUUUCUUAGGGAUCACUUGUGUUCUUUCCUAUUGUCUGUAUAACCAAUUUCUGAUUAAGAAUAUGAAUAAAAUUAUAUUCACAGCUCA
This is a messenger RNA of Enhydra lutris kenyoni (northern sea otter), 3398 nucleotides long. Its product is annotated as solute carrier family 14 member 1 (Kidd blood group). The coding region runs from base 356 to 1513 and encodes 385 amino acids. Gene Ontology annotation, molecular function: urea transmembrane transporter activity. The transcript is spliced from 10 exons. The record is from RefSeq and is a predicted model, not a curated record. Gene Ontology annotation, cellular component: membrane. Lineage: Eukaryota; Metazoa; Chordata; Mammalia; Carnivora; Mustelidae. Gene Ontology annotation, biological process: urea transmembrane transport.